Molecule: messenger RNA, 3204 nt
Organism: Mesorhabditis belari
Lineage: Eukaryota; Metazoa; Nematoda; Chromadorea; Rhabditida; Rhabditidae
Source: the annotation of a GenBank genome assembly
AUGACUUUUAAAGUCUUCUUUUUUGUUUUCCUCAUCAAUUCGAUCAUUUCAACGGGAACAAAUGAUAUGGAUUCGAUCUUUCAGCAAAUGUUGAAUACAGGCACUGCUACUGCAGCAACAACUGCCCGAUCACCGACUGUGCAAACGGUUUCCUCAAUCAAUGAUUGGCCGGCCAUAAAUGGGACCUCAAAUGUGACAAGCUCCAAUUCCACUGGGGACUCAAAUGGAGGGACAACAACACUUAGUUCAAUCAUCGGAACCAAUGGGGAAAACUCUACAAGCAGUGGAAAUGUCACGGUUACUCUUGAAACUAACACAGGCUCUAACAGUUCUACAACUGUUUUUGCGUCCAAUGACCCUCCAGUUUUGACUACAGUUGCUUCGAUAGGCACUGUCACUGGGUCGAAUGCAACUGAGAGCUCAGUGAACAACUCAACUGUGGUUCCAAGUACAUCGGCUGCUUCAAAUUCUACAGUGAUCCCAGUCACCUCUUCAAAUGUAAUCCUUGAGGAUCAGUUUGCUAAUGCAACAAGUUCUGGAAACUCUUCUGCAACCUUGACAACUGUUGCUUCUGAUAACUCUGUUGAUUCAAAUUCAACUGACCUGGCCACAACCUUGAGCAGCUCAACCAUUGCUGAUUUCAGCUCCAAUACUACCGUAAUCCCUCCAUCGGCCACCACUUUGAACUCUACUGAAGCUGGAAAUAGUAGCUCAACUGUUACCGUAGCGAGCUCCAAUUCUACAAUCUUAUCGUCAGUGACGGACAGCCCAGCUGUUAAUUCAACGCUUACAACUGACUCGAAUUCCACAUUGAUUCCAGCUACCACUCAAACACCAACUGUCAACUCUACAAUUGAAGCAUCAACAAAUGAAACCUUAACUUCUCAAACAUCUGUAGCCAAUUCUACAGUAACUUCUGCCACCAUUGCUUCAAACUCAACCGAGCUACCAACUGUUGAUCCAACAAACUCAACAACCGAAAUUCCCAGCUUAAAUGUAACUACGGUUUCUCCGAACAUAUCAAUUAAUGAAACAAGUUUAACCACUCAAACACCAGUCUCUAAUUCUACAACUAGUGCAGGUAAUGAAACUGUUAUUACCACAAUGGCUUCGACCUCAAACUCUACCACUGCAUCGACAAAUGAAACAUCUGUUACAGUGUCACCGACAAACUCAACUGAGUCAACUGGCUCUGAUGGAGCAAUGAGUACCACUCUGUCAUCAAUUCUUAGCACCACAGUCACUUCUACAAAUGAGACUACAAUGUUGCCUAACAAUUCUACAAUUGGGUCUAACAGCACUGAUGUUGGAAACUCGACAAGUUCACCCAUUCCAACAACAGCCUUUCAAUUUCCGUUUACAAUUCCUCCGGCUAUCACUAUACUACCGGAAACUGAUAAUGCCACUACUCAGUCGUCUGUUGAAUCUACUGUUUCUGGAAAUGUUACAAAUGAAGUCACUCUUGAGCCUUCAAACUCAACGAUUUCCCAGAAUUCUGAUUCUACAACUGUUUCUGAAAGCAUUGAAACGGUUACUACUUUGUCACCAACAAACUCCACUGAUCUUUCUUCAACUACGAUAUCGGAUUCUUCAAUGAACACCACAACUCUUGCAAGCAAUGAAACAAUUGUCACAACUGUUUUACCGGAAACUUCUUCUAUUUCUGGAAACAGUACAGAAGCCGGGAACUCAACAAGUACCCCAGUUUCAACCACCACUGGCGUCCAAUUUCCUUUCACAAUUCCAUCAGCUAUUACAAUGCCUACUGAAGGCAAUGAAACAAUCACAAGCUCUACGACAAUCCAAAUGACUUCAGUGACAGUUAAUGAGAAUCAAACAAUGACAACAGUGAUUGAAGUGAUCACUUCAACAAGCGCACCAACAUCCAAUUCAUCAAUGGAAACGACUUUGGAGGUGUCGAUUAGUUCGACAAUGAUAACUGAGAUUCCGACAAGUAUGGGUUCUACAACGGUUUUGUCUAGUGAUGAGACAUUAGCUCCAACAACUGCAAAUUCUGGUCCCACUUCUUCGACUAAUGGCACAGAAACCGGCAAUUCAACAACAGCUCCUGCUCCCACAACGACCGCUUUCAUCUUCCCGUUCACGAUCCCCUCUGCAAUAACAUUGGCCUCAGAUAAUGGGACAACUACAGGACUUGCCACAUCAAGUACCGGAGCAAUUGAUUCUACUGCUAAUACGGCAACAACAGGCAGUGCUGGAGUCAGCACCGAUCUCACAGCUACCACCUCAGCAACUACUGGAAGCGUUGAUCCAACAGCCACGACCGCUCCUCCAGCCUCGACUACCGCAACUGUAACCGGAACAAUACUGGCUAAUCCAACAGUUUCAACCAUUGCUUCAUUAGCUACCACAGCUGAAACUUCUGAACAAACGACUAUUGUCGAUCACACAGCCACCAUAACAGCUUUAACAACUGUUGAAGUCACAACUCAAUCAUCGACUACUGCCCCGGAGACGAGUCUCGAUCCUACUGCUACCACAAUGGCCACAACUGUUGGAGUCACUGAUCCAAGAGCUACGACUGUCCCUAUGACUGUCGUUGAUACAACUGCUACCACAGCCACAGCAGUGACAACUAUCGGAGGCACAACUACAGCUCCAUCUGCAACCACAGCUGCCGCUCAAAGCACGGUUGCUAUUGAUCCAACAGCUAGCACAGCUCCGCCAGCAUCCAUUGCUACCACUGGUCUCCCAAUUACAAUUAACACAGUGAUACCCAAUGGCUUUGUCUAUCCGGAUAAUUUCGUCGACUUGAAACGUGGCUACUCAUUCGGUCUCUCCAAACAUCUUUACAACACCGAUCCAACGUUUUUCGACCAAUUCAGCAACUUCAACACCAAUAUGCAGCCCUCACCCGGCUCCUUCCUUGCUCCGAGUUUCGCGAAUGGUAUCGCCGCUUGUCCGCAACUUGUCCCACUCUACUCGUGUCCGGAUGGAGUUAUGAACUAUCAGCUCUCAAGAUCGGACGAUGGUAGUUGUACAAUGAUUGGACAAGGUGUUUCAACUCUGGGAGCUUGUGGAGCCACUAUGUCGCUCUAUGAAUUGCAUAACAAGGUUUUCUCAGAUCACUUUUACACGAGUUUUCUUGAAGAAGCUCAGGCGGUGAAUGCGAACAAUUUGUGGUUUGCUGACACGCUUGGCGUGAAUCCUUUGAUCUACAUGUGGCCAAGAAUUCCGCAAUUC